GGCAGGCCGUCGUGUUUCCCCGCACCCCUCCCAGCAGCCGCCGGCUUUGGGGCCCCGGUGGGGAGCAGGGGGCUGAUUAGCGGAGGAGCAGGGGUGUGGCCAGCGGGGCCCCGGGUAGUGAGUCACACACGCCGCUUGCCCAGUCCCGGGCCGCGAGCGCGGUCCCAGCCUGAGCCGCGCACCGCCCUGGCCCGAAGAGUGUCCCCGGGCUUGGCAUGAGGACCCAGGGGUGCCGAGGGAGGGGCUGAAGCCCGGCGCGGUGGUGGAGGAGGGCGGACAGAAUGACUGAGAACAUGAAGGAGUGCCUGGCGCAGACCAAGGCGGCCGUGGGGGAUAUGGUGACCGUGGUGAAGACAGAGGUCUGCUCCCCACUCCGCGACCAGGAGUAUGGCCAGCCCUGCUCUAGGAGACCAGACCCCUCGUCCAUGGAAGUGGAGCCCAAGAAACUGAAGGGGAAGCGUGAGCUCAUCAUGCCCAAAAGCUUCCAGCAAGUGGACUUCUGGUUCUGCGAGUCCUGCCAGGAGUACUUUGUGGAUGAGUGUCCGAACCACGGUCCCCCAGUGUUUGUGUCCGACACGCCGGUGCCCGUGGGCAUCCCAGACAGGGCUGCCCUCACCAUCCCACAGGGCAUGGAGGUGGUCAAGGAAGCCAGUGGGGAGAAUGACGUGCGAUGCAUAAAUGAGGUCAUCCCCAAGGGUCACAUCUUCGGCCCCUAUGAGGGGCAGAUCUCCACCCAGGACAAAUCGGCUGGCUUCUUCUCGUGGCUGAUUGUGGACAAGAAUAACCGCUACAAGUCCAUAGAUGGGUCAGACGAGACUAAAGCCAACUGGAUGAGGUACGUGGUCAUCUCCCGGGAAGAGAGGGAGCAGAACCUGCUGGCGUUCCAGCACAGCGAGCACAUCUACUUCCGAGCCUGCCGGGACAUCCGGCCCGGGGAGCGGCUCCGGGUCUGGUACAGCAAGGAAUACAUGAAGCGUCUGCACAGCAUGUCCCAGGAGACCAUCCACCGCAAUCUGGCCAGAGGAGAGAAGAGGUUGCAGAGGGAGAAGUCUGAACAGGCUCUGGAUAACCCAGAAGACCUGAGGGGUCCCCUUCCGCUCCCCGUGUUGAGACAGGGCAAAAGUCCCUACAAGCGUGGCUUUGACGAGGGGGAUGUGCACCCCCAGGCCAAGAAGAAGAAGAUUGACCUCAUUUUCAAGGACGUGCUGGAGGCUUCCCUGGAAUCCGCGAAGGCGGAAGCGCACCAGCUGGCACUGAGCACCUCGCUGGUCAUCAGGAAAGUCCCCAAGUACCAGGACGAGGCCUACAGUCGGUGCGCCAUGACCGUGUCACAUGGCGUGCAGAAUGUCGGCCGGACCCAGGGGGAAGGGGACUGGAAGAUCCCCCAGGGGGUUUCCAAGGAACCAGGCCCGUUGGAGGAUGAAGAAGAAGAACCUUCGUCCUUCAAGGCCGACAGCCCCGCCGAGGCCUCCCUUGCGUCCGACCCUCACGAGCUCCCCACCACCUCCUUUUGCCCUAACUGUAUUCGCCUAAAGAAGAAAGUCCGGGAGCUCCAGGCCGAACUAGAUAUGCUUAAGUCUGGGAAGCUUCCUGAACCCCCCGUGCUGCCCGCACAGGCCCUGGAGCUCCCGGAGCUCUCGGACCCCGCAGCCUCUGAGAGCAUGGUGUCCGGCCCCGCCAUCCUGGAGGACGACGACCAGGAGGUCGACUCGGCCGACGAAUCCGUCUCCAACGACAUGAUGACCGCCGCCGACGAGCCCUCCAAGAUGUCGUCCGCCACCGGGCGCCGGAUCCGGCGCUUUAAGCAGGAGUGGCUCAAGAAGUUCUGGUUCCUGCGGUACUCCCCCACGCUCAACGAGAUGUGGUGCCACGUCUGCCGCCAGUACACGGUGCAGUCGUCCCGCACGUCGGCCUUCAUCAUCGGCUCCAAGCAGUUCAAGAUCCACACCAUCAAGCUGCACAGCCAGAGCAACCUGCACAAGAAGUGCCUGCAGCUAUACAAGCUGCGCAUGCACCCCGAGAAGACGGAGGAGAUGUGCCGCAACAUGACCCUGCUCUUCAACACCGCCUACCACCUGGCCCUCGAGGGCAGGCCCUACCUGGACUUCCGGCCCCUGGCCGAGCUCCUGCGGAAGUGCGAGCUCAAGGUGGUGGACCAGUACAUGAACGAGGGCGACUGCCAGAUCCUCAUUCACCACAUCGCCCGCGCGCUGCGCGAGGAUCUGGUGGAGCGCAUCCGCCAGUCGCCCUGCCUCAGCAUCAUCCUGGACGGCCAGAGCGACGACCUGCUGGCCGACACGGUGGCCGUCUACGUCCAGUACACCAGCAGCGACGGGCCCCCGGCCACGGAGUUCCUGUCCCUGCAGGAGCUGGGCUUCUCCGGCACGGAGAGCUACCUGCAGGCCCUCGACCGGGCCUUUUCUGCCCUGGGCAUCCGGCUGCAGGACGAGAAGCCCACCGUCGGCCUGGGCAUGGACGGGGCCAACGUCACGGCCAGCCUGCGCGCCAGCAUGUUCAUGACCAUCCGCAAGACGCUGCCCUGGCUGCUGUGCCUGCCCUUCAUGGUGCACCGGCCCCACCUGGAGAUCCUGGACGCCAUCAGCGGGAAGGAGCUCCCCUGCCUGGAGGAGCUCGAGAACAACCUGAAGCAGCUGCUCAGCUUCUACCGGUACUCGCCGCGCCUCCUGUGCGAGCUGCGGUCCACGGCGGCCACCCUGUGCGAGGAGACGGAGUUCCUGGGGGACAUCCGCGCCGUGAGGUGGAUCAUCGGGGAGCAGAACGUCCUCAACGCCCUCAUCAAAGACUACCUGGAGGUGGUGGCCCACCUCAAGGACGUCAGCAGCCAGACCCAGCGGGCGGACGCGUCCGCCAUCGCGCUGGCCCUGCUGCAGUUCCUCAUGGACUACCAGUCGGUCAAGCUCAUCUACUUCCUCCUGGACGUGAUCGCCGUGCUCUCGCGCCUGGCCUACGUCUUCCAGGGCGAGUACCUGCUGGUGUCCCAGGUGGACGACAAGAUCGAGGAGGCCAUCCAGGAGAUCAGCCGGCUGGCCGACUCCCCGGGGGAGUACCUGCAGGAGUUCGAGGAGAACUUCCGGGAGAGCUUCAACGGGAUCGCGAUGAAGAACCUCAGGGUGGCCGAGGCCAAGUUCCAGUCCGUCCGGGAGAAGAUCUGUCAGAAGACCCAGGUGAUCCUGGCCCAGAGGUUUGAUUCCCGCAGCCGGAUCUUCGUGAAAGCCUGCCAGGUGUUCGACCUGGCCGCCUGGCCCAGGAACAGCGAGGAGCUCGUAAGCUACGGCAAGGAGGACAUGGUGCAGAUAUUCGAGCACCUGGAGGCCAUCCCCACCUUUUCCCGGGACGUCUGCAGGGAGGGGCUGGACCCCCGGGGCAGCCUGUUGAUGGAGUGGCGGGAGCUCAAGGCCGACUACUACACCAAAAACGGCUUCAAAGACCUGAUCGGCCACAUCUGCAAGUACAAACAGAGGUUCCCGCUCCUGAACAAGGUCAUCCAGGUCCUCAAGGUCCUCCCCACUUCCACCGCCUGCUGCGAGAAAGGCCGCAACGCCCUGCAGCGAGUUCGCAAAAACCACCGCUCCCGCCUGACCCUGGAGCAGCUCAGCGACCUGUUGACGAUCGCCGUGAACGGCCCGCCCAUCGCCAGCUUCGAUGCCAAGCGAGCCCUGGACAGCUGGUUUGAGGAGAAGUCUGGCAACAGUUACGCGCUGUCGGCCGAGGUCCUCAGCAGGAUGUCCGCGCUGGAACAGAAGCCGGUGCUGCAGACCGUGGACCACGGGUCAGAGUUUUACCCGGACAUCUAGGGGGCCGGCGUCACAGAGUUCACUGAGCUGUUGAAUAUUUUUUUAAUCUAUACUCAUAAGCUUUGAUAUAUUAUAUAAAUAUAUAUUAUAUUAUAUAUAUAUAUAUACAUACAUAUAUAUAUAUAUAUAUAUAUAUAUAAACCCACACUGAAAAUUUUUAAGAACCGAGGUGACGCAUCCACCAGAAGCCACUGGGAGCUUUCACAAAGGAACGAUGUUGGAAACCGACUCUUGUCUACAAGGUCCCGCAGCCGUUUUCACUCACGGAAGCAUGUGCUGGGGCCACACGCGUUCCCGCCUAACAGCCAACC
Molecule: messenger RNA, 4126 nt
Organism: Prionailurus viverrinus (fishing cat)
Lineage: Eukaryota; Metazoa; Chordata; Mammalia; Carnivora; Felidae
Gene: PRDM11
Product: PR/SET domain 11
Exons: 8
Coding region: 282-3815 (1177 amino acids)
Biological process (GO): regulation of transcription by RNA polymerase II
Cellular component (GO): nucleus
Molecular function (GO): RNA polymerase II cis-regulatory region sequence-specific DNA binding; DNA-binding transcription factor activity, RNA polymerase II-specific; protein binding
Source: RefSeq, a predicted model, not a curated record